UUCUAUUCUAUGCUCUCUACUCUCUCCUCAAUUCACUUGUCGUAUUCUUCUUCCCUUUCUCACCAUUUUCAUAACCAUGUCAACCUCUAGAACCUCAAACACUUCCCUUAAAGGACAUGAUCAUCAUCACAAUCAAAUCCAAAUAAAUUUAUCUUUACUUCAACGAAACACUUCGGUUUGUGGCGAAAAAAGAGGCAGAAAAAAGCAAGCAGAACCAGGUAAGUUUCUUGGUGUAAGGAGAAGACCUUGGGGUAGAUAUGCUGCUGAAAUUAGAGAUCCUGCAACUAAAGAAAGACAUUGGUUAGGAACAUUUGAUACUGCUCAAGAAGCUGCUUUUGCUUAUGAUAGAGCUGCUCUUUCCAUCAAAGGUAGCAAUGCUAGAACAAAUUUCAUAUAUCCUUCUUCUUCUUCUGAUGAAGAUGAUACCAAUUUUCACAAUGUUGUUGAUCCUCCUUUUGAUGUUCAAAGAACACAACCAAUUACCAAUCAAAAUACCCUCUCUCAGCUUGAUUCUAAUUCUCAUUUGAACAAUGACAAUUUGUUAUUCUCUAAUGAUUAUAAUAACUCAGGCUAUCUUGAAAGCAUUGUUCCUGUUAAUUGCUUCAAACCUAUUUCCAACACCAACAAUUCAAACUUUGAUGAUCAUAGUAGUAAUGCAAGUGAUUCAAGUGAACACCAAAAUGUUGUUGAUUCCAUUUGCACAACAAACUUCAUGCAUGGUCAAUCAUUUUUUGACUACACUCCAUUCUCUCAAGAAGCAUAUAACAUUAACACAAGUAAUUAUAGUGAAGGAUUAUGGGAUUGCAAUUACAAUGAACUUUCAGCUAUUUUUAACCAACCACCAAGGAGUGAAAUUCCAAGCUAUGGACUAAUGACAACUCAAGAUGUCUCUUCAACUACCUAUUCUUCUCAUUCAUACUCUCCUUUCGGCGAUGUCGACAUGGGAAUGGGAUACUCACUCUUCUGAGGACAACGAUCAUCUGCAAACAGUUGUGGAGACUGUUAGAUCUUUUUUGAGCUCUCUUUAUUGAAGUAGCUUUAUUUUUGAAGGGGUGUGUUGAAAAUUUACCUUUUUGUGUACAUUUGCAUUCAAUUAUCUGCAUGCACUUAGUACGUUGUUACGUUGGUCUAAUAUCUAUAAGAAGUUGCAAGUCUUUUUCUUUCUUUUAAUUUGAUUAAUGAAUGAAUUGAAUGAAUUAAACACAUGUUGUGAAUUUUUGUGGUUAUAAGAUGUUGGGGAAAAGAGACAGGACCACUAGUAGACUCAUAGUUCUGUCUCUCACGCAAAGGAAGUUUAUAUGUAUUUGACCAUGUUAUAUGAUACUCAUUUCUGUCUCUAAUCUAUUAUUGUUAUUAUACUACUA
Molecule: messenger RNA, 1364 nt
Organism: Medicago truncatula (barrel medic)
Lineage: Eukaryota; Viridiplantae; Streptophyta; Magnoliopsida; Fabales; Fabaceae
Product: ethylene-responsive transcription factor LEP
Exons: 1
Coding region: 77-967 (296 amino acids)
Biological process (GO): regulation of DNA-templated transcription
Molecular function (GO): DNA binding; DNA-binding transcription factor activity
Source: RefSeq, a predicted model, not a curated record